AUGGAGAAUCCGAUGGGCUUCCUGGAGUUGGUUCCAGGGAGUGUGGUUCCAGCCAUGGCUCCCGAGUGGCGGGAUCAGAGCAUCUACUGCCCUGGCCACUGGGAGGGUUCUAGAAUCCAUGAGAGAAGUAAUCAGUCAUCAACCCUGGAAUUUAUCCUCCUGGGAGUUAAUGGUCAACAGGAACCAGAUUUCUUCUGCUUCUUUCUUCUCUUCUUCUUCUCCUUCUCCUUCUUCUUAUUUGUUUACCCCAUGACACUGAUUGGAAAUGUGCUCAUCAUCUUGGCCAUUUACUCUGACAUUCACCUUCACAACUCAAUGUAUUUUUUCCUUGCCAACCUCUCUUUGGUUGACAUCUUCUUCUCACCUGUAAGCAUCCCUAAGGUGAUAGCCAGCCAUCUCUUGGGCAGCAAAAUCAUCUCCUUUGGAGGAUGCCUAACACAGAAGUAUUUCAUGCUUGCCAUGGCUAACACAGACAGCCAUAUGUUGGCUGUGACUGCAUAUGAUCGAGCUGUGGCCAUCAGCUGCACACUCCACUACACAACAAUUGUGAGUCCAAAGUCUUGUGUCCUGCUACUUGUUGGGUCUUGGAUGGUUGGAAACACCAAUUCCCUCCCCCACACUCUGCUCACAGCUAGUCUGUCCUUCUGUGGCAACCACGAAGUGGCCAACUUCUACCAUGACAUUGCCUCUUUGCUCAAGCUGUCCUGUUCUGACAUCCACCUUAAUGUGAAGAUGAUGUACCUGGAGGUUGGUGUUUUCUCUGUGCCACUGUUGUGCAUUGUUAUCUCUUAUAUUUGGUUUUUUUCCACAGUCUUAGGGGUUCCAUCCACCACGGGUGUGCUCAAAGCCUUCUCCACUUGUGGUUCUCACCUCAGAGUUGUUUCUUUGUAUAAUGGGAUAAUCAUGGGCAUGUAUUUAUGUCCUCUGACUAGGUACAGUCUAAAGGAUGCAGUGAUAACUGUGACGUACAUGGCAGUGACCCCAAAGUUAAAUCGUUUCAUCUCUAGUCUGAGAAAUCGGGACACGAAGGCUGCCCGGUGGAAACUCUUCAGCAAGAGGAUCUCCUCAUGCCGGGUGAGGGUUCGCCUCGGAGACUGCAACAUGCACUUGAAAGUCCACCCUCAACAGCGGCAGCAUAAGAAUAUUGGGCACAUGUGCCAGUGCUUCUACUGA
Lemur catta (Ring-tailed lemur) is the source of this 1173-nucleotide messenger RNA. Its product is annotated as olfactory receptor 1A1-like. The record is from RefSeq and is a predicted model, not a curated record. NCBI's taxonomy places the organism in Eukaryota, Metazoa, Chordata, Mammalia, Primates, Lemuridae. Gene Ontology annotation, molecular function: olfactory receptor activity; G protein-coupled receptor activity. Gene Ontology annotation, biological process: G protein-coupled receptor signaling pathway. Gene Ontology annotation, cellular component: membrane.